Messenger RNA from Rotaria socialis, 420 nucleotides. Lineage: Eukaryota; Metazoa; Rotifera; Eurotatoria; Philodinida; Philodinidae. The record is from the annotation of a GenBank genome assembly.
AUGUCGAGUUCUAAAAAAAACUCACGUCAACCUCUUAAUACACGACAGCGUUCAAUUCUAAUUAUGUUUUAUGAACAAAAUCCAUAUCCAUCGACAAUUGAACGUCAACAACUUGUUCAAAUGACUGGUCGAACAUUGAAACAAAUUCAAGAUUGGUUUUCUAACCGACGACGCAAUGAUCCAAAUUUGGUAUCUGGUAAACUAGUUUAUACGUCACUGCCACCGCCACCACCCCCACCACCACUUUCAUCUCUUUCAAUGCCACCAAUUUACUAUUAUACACCAGCAGCACCUCCAUCGACAUCAAACGUGUGUCCAUGUUGUUACUUAGCUCAAUCAUCGCCAAUAAAUGAUCACUCGAUUUAUUCUCCUUGUGCAACAUUUUACUAUCCUUCGUCAAAUCAUACUUUUCAUUCAUGA